GAUUUCGCGGCUCAUCUUGGUAUUUUUCGCACGUACCAUUCACGCAUCACUAAGCACAAAUAGUAUAACUCUUUGCUAAGCAGCAACAUGGCAGAGAGGAAUCCGGGAAUUAAGCUUGACCUGGAAUGGGUGAGUAAUGUUCACAUUAACAAACCAGCAGUAUUCAAACGUGCAUCACAACUAGGCACCAGGAGAACUGUCAAGAAAAACUACCAGAUAGCAUGGAUGUUAAGAGCUGUGACCUGCAUUGACCUUACAACUUUGUCAGGAGAUGACACAUUCACCAAUGUCCAGCGACUUUGCUUCAAAGCUAAACAACCAAUCAGGGAAGAUCUCUUGAAGGCUGUAGAAAUGCAUGAUAAAGGUAUCACAACUGGCGCAGUAUGUGUGUAUCCUUCGAGGGUGUGUGAUGCAGUACGAGCUCUGAAGGAGGCAGGGGCUCCCCAAAUCCCAGUAGCCUCAGUUGCAACCGGAUUUCCAGCUGGACAGACACCCUUUAAGAUUCGCUUAGCAGAAAUUAGGUUGGCAGUGGAAGAUGGGGCGACAGAAAUUGAUAUAGUAAUCAACAGAGCAUAUGCAUUAGCUGGCAACUGGCAGGGUGUGUAUGAUGAGUUAUGUGCAUUCCGUGAAGCAUGUGGUGAAGCUCACAUGAAGUCCAUCCUGGCAACUGGUGAGCUAGGGUCUUUGACGAAUGUUUACAAGGCCAGUCUGGUAGCCAUGAUGGCAGGGUCAGAUUUUAUCAAGACGUCGACAGGAAAGGAAGGUGUAAACGCAAUCCUACCAGUUGGCCUGGUCAUGGUCAGAGCUAUCAGAGAAUAUUAUAAACACACAGGGUUCAAGGUUGGAUUCAAACCUGCUGGUGGCAUCCGCACUGCCAAAGAUUCCUGCAUAUGGUUGUCCCUCAUGAAGGAGGAGCUGGGUGACGAUUGGUUGAGACCCGAGCUGUUCCGUAUCGGCGCAAGCUCCUUGCUUGGUGAUAUUGAGCGUCAGAUCUACCAUUGUGUGACUGGCAGGUACGCCGCAUCGUUUGAACUCGCUAUGGCUUGAUAUCACAAAGAUAGUGGACACGAGCUUUAAUUUUAAAUAAUUAUAAGUGCUUCCAUUUUUAUCCGUCGGUUGUCAGAUUAAGCACACAUAUUUUUAAACCAAUUUCAUUUGAGACUUGCCAUUUCAAAACCUGAGUACUGUCGCUAGUGAUAGAAUAAGAAUGUGGAAGUAUUGUAUACUUUAGUAUAGAGAAGCUGUAGUAAUUUUACUCAUAACAUUGGCAAUAGUAAAUGAAUUCCGGUAAGCAACCCCUCAUUUUAAACCUUAAAAUAUUAAGAAUAUGAAUAUACUGUAUUAAAAAGUCAGUUUUCAUUUUUUAGUUACUGAUGCUGGUUUUGGGAUUGCAAGCCUUAUUUAUUUUCUUGCUGUAGUUCAAGGCCAAGAGUUUAUCUUAUUUCGGACAGUUAUUUUUAAAGUUUGUUUCUACAUUGUAGCUGCAGUAAAUAUAGGAUUUUAUCUCUUUUUUUUAGUAAAAUUUGAAAACAUUUGAACUUUUCCAACUGGCAAUGCUUGACUAGUGCUAUCUGUUGGUAAGUAAAAUCAGGAAGUAUGGUGCUUGAUGUAGCGAAUGAUCAUUUUUAAGGCCUGGACCAAUAAUUUUGAUUUUGGCUUUAAAUUUUAUCAAAUAAAUUCUAAAUGUAUUUGAAAUACUUAUUAUAUUUACUUUUUAGACUAGCUAUUCGCAGGAGCCGUAGCUUUGUGGUUAAGGUGCUUAUUUUUCAAACCCAGGGUCCUGGACUCAAAUCUGGUCAGAAUUGACUAAAGACUACUCCACUUGUUAAGCCUCAUAAUGAGACUUAGUUUAAUACAGCUGCACUUGCAUCCUAUAAGGGACAUGUACUAAAAAGUAUUACCCAUUCUUGGUAUCAUGUACAGUAUAGAGUUAUUUUAUACCUUAUAGUUUGGUAAGUUAUCACUAUGGCGCCCUCUAUCAUGUUUACUUAGAUUUUAGCAUAUAAGUUUCAAUUAAGUAAUAAAUUGAAAAUGAUUGAAAGUAAGUGUACAUUCCUGGGUGUGUAAAUGAGUAUAGUAUUAAUCUCAGGUAAACCUGAUGCUGUUUGUUGCAAUGGGAUUGAUUUUCUGUAAUUCAAAACAGUAUUCAUUUGAAUUAAAUCAUUAUUCUUGAAA
Anneissia japonica is the source of this 2175-nucleotide messenger RNA. RefSeq names its product deoxyribose-phosphate aldolase-like. The record is from RefSeq and is a predicted model, not a curated record. Gene Ontology annotation, molecular function: deoxyribose-phosphate aldolase activity. The transcript has 8 exons. Bases 88 to 1047 code for a protein of 319 amino acids. Gene Ontology annotation, biological process: carbohydrate catabolic process; deoxyribonucleotide catabolic process. Gene Ontology annotation, cellular component: cytoplasm. NCBI's taxonomy places the organism in Eukaryota, Metazoa, Echinodermata, Crinoidea, Comatulida, Comatulidae.